AUGUCCGACUCAAAGAAGCCGGAGGAAGUUGAACUCUCUAUCAUGAAACCACCACCCAAAGACUCGCCCACUUCCCCCGUCGACAGUGAGGACGAGGAUUCCGCUGAACAGCCUGCUGCCAAGGCCCAGGACUUCGUGCUUCCCCGCUUUGAUUUCGAACGUCCCCAACGUUUCAUGGACCCGGAGCGCUAUCUGAUCGAAAUCAUCCAGCAUGUCAAGGAUGAUGAUGAUGAGAUGGUUGAGGAUGAAACUGGUGAAGUUGAUGACAAGUCUGCUUCAUCGGAGAAAUCCCCGGAUGAGGAUUCUUCGGAUGAGAAUCCAUCGGAUGAGAAGCCUUCCGAGGAGAAGCUUUCCGAGGAGAAGCCAUCGGAGGAGAAGCCCCUGGGGAAGAAAACAUCUAGCGAGGAGGCAUCCGAUGAUUAG
Molecule: messenger RNA, 423 nt
Organism: Clonostachys byssicola
Lineage: Eukaryota; Fungi; Ascomycota; Sordariomycetes; Hypocreales; Bionectriaceae
Source: the annotation of a GenBank genome assembly